AUGGCAGACACCGAGAAGGCAGAAAUAAAGACAGGGAGCGCCGAGGAUAUCUCCAUUCACAAGGAAACUGAUACGGGGCCUGAGCCCGGAGGCCGCCAGGCUUCUGAAGAAAACACCAUCAACCCAAAAAAUGAAGUUAAAGGAAUUAGGCUUGUCCCGAUAUUUACAGCCGUUUGCAUGUUCACAUUUCUUGUUGGACUGGACCUAAACAUGAUAGCAACAGCUAUUCCUAUCAUCACCGAUCACUUCAACUCCAUCACAGACGUGGGGUGGUACGGAUCAUCCUUCAUGUUGGCAUUGUGCUCUACUCAGCCGUUGGCAGGUAAAAUCUACGUUCUGUUUCCCAAAAAGCUGGUGUACCUAGUGUACGUUGGCAUCUUAGAGGUUGGCAGCCUCGUCUGCGCAUUAGCGCCCACAUCCAAGGCCCUUAUCGUAGGCCGCGCUGUGGCCGGCCUAGGAGCGUCGGGCAUCUUCGCGGGUGGCUUUAUCGUGGUGACUACCAUAAUCCCGCUUCAUAAGCGUGCCAUCUACACAGGUACUAUCAGCUCGACCUUUGCUAUAGCGAGUGUCGUCGGCCCUAUCAUCGGAGGCGCCCUAACUGAACACGCUACAUGGCGAUGGUGCUUCUAUAUUAACCUCCCUAUUGGUGGGUUCGCCGCCCUCCUCUUUGUACCGUUUUUCCACAUCCAUUCCGACGCGAGCGAAAAGAUGCCCCUGAAAACCAAAUUAAAGGGCCUCGAUGGGCUCGGAUUCUUGUUAUUUGCCAGCUCCAUGACCAUGCUACUUCUUGCACUUCAAUGGGGUGGUGUCACGUAUGACUGGAACUCGUCCAUUAUUAUCGGUCUUUUUGUUGGAUGUGGUGCCGCCUUCGCGCCUUUCGUUGCGUGGCAGAUCUAUAUGAAGAAUGAUGCUCUCAUCCCCCCACGCUUAUUCACCGUACAUCGAAAUGCCUGGCUCAUCUGUGCAAGCUCCUUUUUCGUAAACGGCCCGUUCCAGGUUAUCAUCUAUUGGUUACCUAUCUGGUUUCAAGCAGUUCUCGGCGCCUCGCCCACCCAGAGCGGUAUCAACUAUUUCCCGACUGUGAUUGCCGAUGCGGUAGCCGCUUUCGUCGGCGCCGGCGUUAUUGUACAGGCUGUUGGGUGGUGGAAUCCUUUCCUUCUACUUGCUGAGGCGUUGGUGUGCAUAGGGGGAGGCCUCUUGUCCACCAUCUACCCGGAGAUAUCUAGUGGUCAUUGGAUCGGCUAUCAGAUUCUCGCCGGCUUCGGGUUCUCUUUGGCCGGUAAUUUGGCCCAUCUCGGUAUGCAGGCGUCUCUACCAAUAGAACUCGUACCGCUCGGUGCAACCACCCUUCUCACCAUAAUCUCAACAAGCUGCACCAUCUUCACAGCUAUAGGACAGACAAUAUUUCAAAAGCGGCUAACGGCUAAUCUGUCGGCUGUUGUAUCACCUGAAGUUGUACAAGCCAUUAUUUCCGCGGGGGCCACCAACCUUGACUCCAUCGUUGACCCUUCAGUGUUAUCAACAGUGAUCCGAGAGUACGGAAACUCGGUCACACAAGUAUUCUAUGUACCUGCUGGAGCACCUGUCCUUUCGUUCGUCCUUGUGGCCUUUACAAAGUGGACAUCUACCAAGAAGCGGCCCACUCCUACAUAG
Messenger RNA from Daldinia childiae, 1653 nucleotides. RefSeq names its product putative HC-toxin efflux carrier TOXA. The transcript has 5 exons. NCBI's taxonomy places the organism in Eukaryota, Fungi, Ascomycota, Sordariomycetes, Xylariales, Hypoxylaceae. Bases 1 to 1653 code for a protein of 550 amino acids. Gene Ontology annotation, biological process: transmembrane transport. The record is from RefSeq and is a predicted model, not a curated record. Gene Ontology annotation, molecular function: transmembrane transporter activity.